This is a messenger RNA of Penicillium brevicompactum, 2631 nucleotides long. RefSeq names its product vacuolar protein sorting-associated protein 35. Bases 1 to 2631 code for a protein of 876 amino acids. The transcript has 5 exons. Gene Ontology annotation, cellular component: retromer complex; late endosome; retromer, cargo-selective complex. Gene Ontology annotation, biological process: retrograde transport, endosome to Golgi; intracellular protein transport. NCBI's taxonomy places the organism in Eukaryota, Fungi, Ascomycota, Eurotiomycetes, Eurotiales, Aspergillaceae. The record is from RefSeq and is a predicted model, not a curated record.
AUGAUGGCUAGCCCACCACCCGUUACUGAGGACCAGAACCGUCUCCUCGAGGAGGCAUUGGGGGUGGUGAGGCAGCAGUCAGGCUUGAUGCGCAAAUGCUUGGAAACCCCUGGCAAGCUCAUGGAUGCGCUCAAAUGCGGGUCGACCCUCGUUUCCGAAUUACGAACCCCCAGUCUUGGCCCAAAGCAAUAUUAUGAAUUGUAUAUGGCCGUUUUUGAUGCAUUGCGACACCUAUCCGUCUACCUUAAGGAGAACCACCCCGUCAACCACCUAGCCGACCUAUACGAACUCGUCCAAUAUGCCGGCAAUAUCGUCCCUCGGCUGUAUCUGAUGAUCACUGUAGGCACUGUUUACAUGUCCGUUGAAGAUGCGCCGGUCAAGGAGAUCAUGAAGGAUAUGAUGGAGAUGAGCCGAGGUGUCCAACAUCCGAUCCGCGGUUUGUUCCUACGAUAUUAUCUCUCCGGCCAAGCGAGGGACUACUUGCCCUCUGGAACCGGUGAUGGGCCCGAAGGUAAUAUGCAAGACUCGAUCAAUUUUGUCCUCACGAAUUUCGUGGAGAUGAAUAAGCUCUGGGUGCGGCUCCAACACCAAGGACCGUCGCGAGAGAGAGAAAGAAGGAUCCAAGAAAGACGCGAAUUGGAGUUACUCGUUGGUAGUAAUGUGGUCAGACUCAGCCAGCUCGUUGAUCUUGAGGGAUACAAGAAUGGCAUCCUCCAAGCGCUCUUGGAGCAGGUUGUGCAAUGCAGAGAUGUCCUCGCGCAGGAAUAUCUCCUAGAAGUCAUCACAAAGGUGUUCCCGGAUGAGUUCCAUCUUCACACCCUUGACCUUCUCUUAUCUGCAAUUGCCGGACUCAAUCCGCAAGUUGACCUAAAGAAGAUCGUCAUUGGACUCAUGGACCGUUUGUCUUCGUAUGCUGCAAAGGAAGCAGAGGGUGUUGCAGAGCCCGAGACGAAGAAACAGAGUGAGGAAGAAGCUGUCACCCGUUUACUGGAGAAGCUCGAACUCGCCAAAGAAAGCAAGGGCAAAGAGGCGGUCGGCUCUGGCAGCAGGGAGGAAGAAACCUCCACAGAGAACGGUGCCGAAGAAUCAGCACCAGACGGCUCAAAGUCUCCCGAGCCUGUGAAGCAGGAGACCGCGACUGAGAACGGCCACGAUGCUAAGCCGGGUAUUCCGGCAGAAGUCAAAUUGUACGAUAUCUUCUACGACCAGGUGGUCAAUUUGAUCAAGAGACGCGCGUUGCCGAUCCAGGAUACCAUGGCGCUCUUGGUAUCACUCGUCAACCUGGCUUUGAAUAUCUACCCUGACCGGCCAGAGUAUGUCGACCAGGUCCUGGACUUCGCAACACAAAAGACCGCCGAGUACACAGACCAUGCCGACCUACAUUCUGCACCAACUCAACAGCACAUUCUCCAUCUCCUCAAUGCCCCUCUUAAAUCCUACAUCUCAAUCUUCACAGCUCUGGCGCUGCCUCACUACCUGCCGCUUUUGGCGUCACAGUCAUAUCCUACCAGGAGGGCGGUGGCGAGCGAAAUUCUUCGCAGUCUGCUGAGAAACAAAAUCCCGGUAUCAACAACAGAAAACCUCGACCGUGUCCUUCAGGCUGUCAGAGUUUUGAUCAAAGAAGGCAUGCAACAGUCGGUUGGUUAUCCUGGAGCGCAGUCACAACGGCGUGGAGGUGAGACCGAUGAAACAGUGGAGGAGCAAGGAUGGCUUGCGAGACUCGUGCACUUGAUCCAAGGAAAGGAUAAUGAUACCCAACUCAAGCUUCUCCAAGCAACACGCAAAGCGUUCGCCGAUGGCAAUGAACGUAUCCGCUACACUACCCCGGCAAUCGUGACGGCAUCGAUCCGAUUGGCCCGCAAAUUGAAAUCGCGUGAACACUACGACGAUAACUGGCAAUCACAAUCAUCAGCUCUGUACCGAUUCAUGCACCAAUCCAUCAACAACCUUUACCAGCGGGUCAAUGCAGGCUGUGCCGACCUCGCGCUGCGACUGUUCGUGAUGUGUGGUGAAGUUGCGGACCAGACAGGCUUUGAAGAAGUCAGCUACGAGUUCUUCGCACAGGCGUUCACCAUCUACGAAGAUGCGAUCAGUGACUCACGCGCUCAGUUCCAGGCUGUUUGUAUUCUUUCCAGUGCUUUGCACGGAAGUCGUGGAUUCUCCAAGGAGAAUUAUGACACGCUCAUUACCAAGGCUGCCCUGCAUGGAAGUAAGCUCCUCAAGAAGCCCGAUCAGUGCCGCGCGGUCUACCUCGCAAGUCAUCUGUGGUGGGUAGUUGAAAACCCUCAACGAGGAGAGGAUGAUCCCAAAGAUCUCUACCGCGAUGGAAAACGUGUUCUCGAAUGCUUGCAGCGAGCCCUGCGUGUGGCCGAUGCUUGCAUGGACACCGGCGUCUCUGUCGAACUCUUCGUGGAGAUCCUUAACCGCUACGUUUACUAUUUCGACCAGCAGAACGAAACCGUCACUACAAAGUACUUGAACGGUCUCAUCGAACUUAUCCACUCCAAUCUGCAGAGCAGCGAAGAGGACUCCAACGCUAGUCUUGAUGCUCCGAAGCGUCACUUCGAGCGCACACUGGAAUACAUUCGUUCUCGGGAAUACGAAGGUAUCAUCACUGAUCCACCCAAAUGA